GGGCGACCACCACCCCCAGCCGACCGGGCGGGGCUGGCAGCGCUGCCCCACGUCCCUCCGCCUGCCCCUCUUACUCGGCGGCCCGCGGGGCUCCGGCCCCUUCCCCCGCCGCGGCGCUCCCAGCGCUGGCGGCUCCCGCUGCCUCCGCCGCUGGGGCCGGUGGGGAUCACGUCCCCGUCCUCUUCCCCCGCCUCCAGGCUGGCGGUUUCUUCUUCCCUCCAAAAAUCCACCCACCUCCUCAGACGACACCGCGAGGGCAGGAACUGGCUCCCGGCUGCCGUCCAGGGCACCCGCCCUGCGGCCGGGGAGCGCAGAGCCCCGCCGGCCCCCGCCCGCCAGCACGGCCUGGGGCGGUGGCGUGUGCUGCGCCUUCCCUGGGCGUUUUCGGAGGGUGUUCACUCAGGAACGAGCUCAGAUUUUCCGCCCUAACGCAGGAUUUGGUGCCUCUGCCGCCAGCUCCACCUGCACCUGGCUUCGGGAGGGCCGGGACUGCGACCGCCCCUGGACUGGCUCUGGACGGACCCGACUCAAGUCUUGGGGGAACUUGGUUUUGUUGUCUCCGCGAAGGCGGUGAUUUUAAACAUCUUCUAUACUUUAUCGUUAUCGGAGUGUGUGAUUUUUAAUUUCGUUCUCUAGAAUUGUGUUUUCCAGCGUAGAGGCUGAACAAGGUCUCUGUGAAAGAGAACAAAGAAAAACAAAGCAUUUGUAAGAAGGAGUAAAGGUCGUCAGUGAAACAAAAGGUUAUGUCUAGUUCGUGUUCUCAGAACAAUAGUAAAGUUUUGGAUUAUGGUAGUUUUUUACUGUGCUACUCUUGAUCGUGAGAUCGCUAUCUCUGAAAAGAGGUGACUGGACUGGUCAUCAACAAACAUCCAUCAGCAAUUGCAUAGUGAGCAGGGAUGAAUAUUGGUAUCCAGAAAACCGAAGAAAGAGCUUACUUCCAGUAGCUGGAGGAAAACUCUCAAGGCCCAUAUGCUAAUUCUUGUCAACCAAGGUCACAUCUGCCAAGUUUAAAAGGGUGUUACAACUCAUGGCCAGUUGCACUGCUUCAGGUGCUUACCUACAGUACUGUGUGCUGCUGCUGUGGAUUUCAUAUACAGUUAAAAAUGUGUAGUAGUAUCUGAAAAAAAUUGAGUUCCUCAUAAAUUUCUGCUGUUAAAGACUACUUUGUGGCUGAACCUGACCUGGACCAGAGACUAUAUGUACAUGUUUUAAAUAAGCAUACUGCUGUCCAGCUGAAAAUCUGCAGGAGAGUUCUGCCCAGAUCCCUAAUCAUUUCUCACUGUCAUACAGCAUUUAAAGAUUUAUUUGCCAUCCAGACCUGUUAUAAUAUAGUCCACUCAAUGGUUGUCAAGAAGUUGAAAAGACCAAAAUUAAAGUCACUUGAGAUUUUUGAAGGGUAGAGAAGGGGAACAGUCAGGGCACUUUUCCUGUUGAGAAUCUGUUAUCAAACAGAACCAAGAAGUGUAGCUGUGUGCUCAGUUGAAUACUGCUCUCUCCACUGAAGUCAACAUCUCAGUCUGCAUGUGCACACAUCAUCAAGAAUCCAUGAUGUAUACAAAAUUGGUUCUGUGUAUUCAUAAUAAUUUUUUCUAUAGGAACCACAGUAAUGACUCCAAAUGUAAAUUAGGAUCAUAACUAAUAUCCAUAGAGACCAUUGUCAAAUUUACAAAAUGUCUCAGAGAGAGUAAACCAUAAGUAGACUGAGUGAUUGUAUAGUAUCUGAGAAGUCUCUGUUUAUAUCAGUACAACUACAUCAAUACAGUGACAAAUCCUCCAUUUUUACUUUUUUUACAUUGCCCAUCAAUUUCUCUAGCUUCAGCUUUCAAGCUAUAACAGGGACAUGAAAAUAUCACAGAGGAAAAUGUGAUCCUAGAAUCACAAAUUACAUCAUUGCUAGGCUGAGGGACUAGAUCUUAUUAUUGACUCUGAGGAGGUUAUAUUUGUGUAAUUAUCAAAAGAAUAUUUAUGCUACACAAAUCUUUGUAAACUGUGUACUUAAUUUUCUUCCUCAUAUUCAAUGUUCUUUUUUUUUAGUGUCAGUUGUUUUUGUUUGAAAUGCUGGGCUGGUUUUAGGAUUUUCAUGUAUAAGACUAUGCUGCUGUAAUUCUUCAUUCUAAAUAUGGUGUCAUAGUUACAAUAAUAAGUUAUAGAAGGAUGCAAGCUCCUUUUCUUGGAUUCAUAACACACAAGCAAACUUUCUGAGUCCCUUAAUCACCCCUGAAAUGGAUUUAAUAAAAGAGAUUGCAAAAGCAGAA
Pipra filicauda (Wire-tailed manakin) is the source of this 2255-nucleotide messenger RNA. Its product is annotated as amyloid beta A4 precursor protein-binding family B member 1-interacting protein-like. NCBI's taxonomy places the organism in Eukaryota, Metazoa, Chordata, Aves, Passeriformes, Pipridae. The record is from RefSeq and is a predicted model, not a curated record. The transcript has a single exon. The annotation marks the transcript as partial.